Truncatella angustata is the source of this 366-nucleotide messenger RNA. RefSeq lists its product as uncharacterized. Bases 1 to 366 code for a protein of 121 amino acids. The transcript has a single exon. NCBI's taxonomy places the organism in Eukaryota, Fungi, Ascomycota, Sordariomycetes, Amphisphaeriales, Sporocadaceae. The record is from RefSeq and is a predicted model, not a curated record.
AUGGAGAAAUUCUGUCCAGGAGACACCAGCACAUCGCACGAUUGGCGACUGAUACUUAGUCCUUACCACCAGCCUUUACACGCUGGGCUUUCGUCCUGCGGCAAAGCCAACUUACGGAACACACAAAACUCCUCUUCCGACCCUGUAUCCAUGUCAUCAUCAGAACCCCUGAUGAAACAAACCAUGGCGUGGAUCCAUGCAACCAAAAAAGCAGUAUCCACCAACAAGCACGGACUUUUCGAUGCUCGACUCGAAUGGUUGAUGUGGCUUGCAUUACACGUUUCUGGCAUAUUCCUCGCAGAGUUUAUCAUAUCCACGAACCUGCUGCAAGCGCUCGCAGUUCGUCUGGAAUUCACGUCGUCGUGA